AUGAAUAUAACAAAUAGUACUCUAAACAAUGAAACUUAUCCAUUAAAUAUAUAUGAAAUUAAUGAAAAACUUACCGCAAAUCAAAAAUACGAGUUCUAUUUCAAUCAAAAUUUCAUCACAUUAAUUUUUGCAAAUCUAGCAUCAAUUUCUGCAAGAGUAUUCUAUAAUUCUAAUAAUAAAACAUACUUUGCCGGUGAAUUUGAUCAAAAAAAUCAAACCUAUGGCUUUCAUUUUGGCAUACAGACAUUUUUUCUCAUUGUUGAAUCAAAAAUCGAUCAAAAUUUAACUGGACACAUGAUAGAUGAUUUCAAUUUGUCCAAAGUAAUAGUUUCUACUGUUCCUUAUCAAAAUAGAACAAUAAACUCAGGAGAAUCAUUCUUUCAUUUGCCCAAAAACAGAACUUAUAUCAACUGUUACGGCAAUUCUUAUCAUUCUCCUUACUAUAUUCUUGCAAAUAAAACAAUUCUUUACCAAACUAACAGUAGUGAUAUGAACGGAAUAGAAAUCAACUAUACAAGUACAAAUGAAACAUUCUUCAUAUCAAAAUCAGAAAUAAUUCCAAUUAAAAAAAUCGAAUACAAAUUGACUUAUAAAUCAUUGAAUUCUACAAAGAAUAUGACUACUAUUAGUAAUUCUACGAACACCUCAAUGAAUAAUAACGAUAAAUCCAAAAAUAUUUCAGAAAAAACGAUGGGAUUAAUCUUAAUCGUUGGAUUUACAGUCUUUUCCGGUAUUGCAUUCAUUUUCAUGUAUAUUAAACAAUACUUUGACCUACAAAAUUUUCAUUACGUCGAAUUAGACAACGAAAAUAACGAAGAACAAAGAGAUUCAUAA
This is a messenger RNA of Trichomonas vaginalis G3, 834 nucleotides long. RefSeq lists its product as uncharacterized. Lineage: Eukaryota; Parabasalia; Trichomonadida; Trichomonadidae. The coding region runs from base 1 to 834 and encodes 277 amino acids. The transcript has a single exon. The record is from RefSeq and is a predicted model, not a curated record.